Messenger RNA from Anolis sagrei ordinatus, 965 nucleotides. RefSeq names its product CTD nuclear envelope phosphatase 1 regulatory subunit 1 (gene CNEP1R1). Lineage: Eukaryota; Metazoa; Chordata; Lepidosauria; Squamata; Anolidae. The record is from RefSeq and is a predicted model, not a curated record. Gene Ontology annotation, cellular component: cytoplasm; Nem1-Spo7 phosphatase complex.
GGUGUGAAGGAAGUCAGAGAGCUGACGAAAGCACGGAGAAGGAAGGGGAAGUCACCAACUGAAGGCUUUGCUAUGUCUGUAGGCCGCGGCUCUAAUACAGUGGCAGUCUGAGAGUUUUUCUUCCUUCUUUCCCUUCACAAUGAACUCUCUGGAACAGGCAGAAGAUCUUAAGGCUUUUGAAAGGAGGCUGACUGAAUACAUUGCUUGUCUACAACCAGCAACUGGACGAUGGAGAAUAAUUCUUAUAGUGGUAUCAGUCUGUACAGCAACAGGGGCAUGGAACUGGCUAAUUGACCCUGAAACACAGAAGGUAUCUUUUUUCACCUCUUUGUGGAACCAUCCAUUCUUCACCAUCAGCUGUAUUACUCUCAUAGGGUUAUUUUUUGCUGGAAUACAUAAAAGAGUGGUGGCACCUUCAAUCAUAGCGGCUCGAUGUCGGACGGUCUUGGCAGAAUACAAUAUGUCUUGCGAUGAUACUGGAAAGUUAAUAUUGAAACCCCGGCUUCAUGUCCAAUGACACACGGUUUGCCUUCAGCUCUGUCUGCCGUCAUGCAAACAUGACACAAAGGACUUUUCCUCGACCCAGUGAGGACAAAAAGGACUGUGCGGUGUGCUCACGCGUGUAUGGCAGUGUCUUAAUGGUUGACAGCAGACGUGGGAAACAUUGGCUGUGGUGCAUCUCCUUGCCUUCUGCGUCCCGUGCGUUUGCAGUAUUGGUAUCCCUUUAACACAGAAUAUGAGACUCGCUUGUUUUUAUAAUGUACAGAUCACUGUAAAUAGAAAAUGGAACCAGUAUUUGAAGAAGUCCUUACAUUUGCCAUUCACAUUGUACGAUUAUUGAUAGCCGAAUCCAAUUCCUGGCUUAUCUUGUCCGCCACCAGUAGCAAAGCCCUAUCCGAAGAUAACGUCUCUGUACAUGUUAGUUUUUGUCACAUAGGAUACAACGGCCUCAUUCACACAAAGAA